AUGCAAAAUCCGCCAGCAGAGAUUAAUCUUGUCACGCUCAACUGCUGGGGCCUCAAGUAUAUCUCCAAGCUCCGCAGAGAACGCUUGACCGAGAUCGGCCGUCAGCUUGCCACAGCCAGUCCCCAGCCGCACAUCGUCGCCCUGCAGGAGUGCUUCACCCAAGAAGACUACCAGAGCAUCCGCCAUGAAGUCCGCUUUAUCCUCCCCUAUGGCAAGUUCUACCACAGUGCCGCCUUCGGUGGCGGGUUGGCCAUCCUCUCACGUUGGCCCAUCGAGGAGAGCACCAUGUACCGCUACCCCUUGAAUGGUCGUCCAACCGCCUUCUGGCGCGGCGACUGGUAUGUCGGGAAGGGCAUCGCCUGCGCAAAGAUCCGUUACGGCCCGGCGGCGAAGCAGGUCGUCGAGGUCUUCAACACCCACACUCACGCCCCCUACGAAGGUGGGAAGCCGAAUGAUUCAUAUCUCUGCCACCGUACCGCCCAGUCAUGGGAGAUGGCCAAGCUGCUGCGGGGCGCUGCUGAGCGUGGCCAUCUGGUGCUUGCCAUGGGCGACUUUAACAUGAUCCCUAUGUCGCGCGAGUACCAGCUCAUCACCGGCCUGGCUCCCGUCAGCGAUGUCUGGCGUACUCUCCACCCAGAUAGCUCGCUUGGGCCGUCCCACCACCCCGCGGAGGAGGCUCGUCAUCGCCCGGUCCCUACUGCCGAGUUCAACAUCCAAGAGAACGGGGCUGCGUCGGAUGGCCCGUACAACACCUGGCGGUGGACCAAGGCGCAGCAGAAGCUACUAGGGCCAGGAAAACCACCAGUCACUGUGUCCCCGGACACACCCGACCCCCUCGGCAAGAGACUAGACUAUAUAUUUGCCAGCUCAGGAGACGCCAUGGCCCUUGGCGGCACUUGGGAAGUCGAGCAAGCGAACGUGGGCAUGAUGAUGCGGCAUCCGGAGCUGGGCUGCUCUCUCAGUGACCAUUUCUCCAUCGAAGCCACCCUCUCCUUCCAGCCCUUCCCUCCACCACCACCCGAACCCACCCCCAACACGGCCUCUAACCACGAAUCCACCCCCACAACCAUAGCAACAGCAACAAACAGCACUCUCCAACCACCACCACCCUCCGAACUCACCCAACCAACCACCACAACGACCACAACAACACCAACAGUCGCACCCGACCACCCAACCACCAAACGAGACUCGGCCCUCCACAACGGCACCUACCUGCAGCUGCAAUCCCCGACCCCCAGCCAACGCACCUCCGCCGAGCACGCCGGCCGCCCGACAACCCCACCCCCCACCCAACCCACCCUCCCCCUAACCGCCUACGACGCCAUCCUCACCCUCAUCCACGCCUACACCGCGCGCGAGCAGCGCCAACAGGCCUGGCGCACGCGGCACUUCUUCCUCGCCCUCGCCGCGAGCAUCGCCUGCCUCGUCGGCGCGUGGUUCACGCCGGGGAUCGGCACCAGCGACAGCAGUGGCAGCACAGCGGCCGGGGCGGUCGGGUUCGUGCUGGUGCUGGUUAGCAGCGUGUGGUUGGCGGUAGGGACGGUGGACGGGCUGAUGGCGGUGCUGUUUUUUGCGGGGGAGCUGAAUGCGCUGCGGGAGUUUGAGUGGGAGGUGAGGAAUGCGAGGGGGAGGGCGGUUUUGCGGUCGGGUGGUGGUGCUGGGGGAGACGAGGGUGUGGUUGGGGAUGGAGGGGAUGGGCCUGUUAGGGAGAAUGGGUGGUGA
Messenger RNA from Chaetomium globosum CBS 148.51, 1725 nucleotides. RefSeq lists its product as uncharacterized. The coding region runs from base 1 to 1725 and encodes 574 amino acids. Gene Ontology annotation, molecular function: sphingomyelin phosphodiesterase activity. Gene Ontology annotation, cellular component: cytoplasm. NCBI's taxonomy places the organism in Eukaryota, Fungi, Ascomycota, Sordariomycetes, Sordariales, Chaetomiaceae. The transcript is spliced from 2 exons. The record is from RefSeq and is a predicted model, not a curated record.